This is a messenger RNA of Trichoderma gamsii, 1317 nucleotides long. Its product is annotated as homocitrate synthase, mitochondrial. Bases 1 to 1317 code for a protein of 438 amino acids. The record is from RefSeq and is a predicted model, not a curated record. The transcript has 17 exons. Gene Ontology annotation, molecular function: homocitrate synthase activity. NCBI's taxonomy places the organism in Eukaryota, Fungi, Ascomycota, Sordariomycetes, Hypocreales, Hypocreaceae. Gene Ontology annotation, cellular component: mitochondrion.
AUGUCCGUCACCGGCAUCACCGCGUCGAAUCCUUAUUCGAACGUCAACGACCUGUUGAGCAAUGUCCGCAACUUCAAGAUCAUCGAGUCAACUCUGAGAGAAGGAGAGCAGUUCGCCAAUGCGUAUUUUUCAAGAGAAAACAAGAUCAAGAUGUAUGUUGAACGCGACAAUGCUCAAUCUCGCGAGGACUGCGAAGCCAUCUGCAAGCUCGGUCUCAAGGCCAAGAUUCUGACCCACACAAGAUGCACCAUGGAGGAUGCCAAGCUUGCCUGUGACUGUGGAGUCGAUGGUGUUGACGUCGUCAUCGGAACAAGUCAAUUUCUCCGAACGCACUCCCUUGGUGGCAGGGACAUGAAGGCCAUUACCAAGCAAGCUCUCGAGGUUAUUGAGUACAUUAAGAGCCGAGGCUGCGAGGUCCGAUUUUCAAGUGAAGACUCUUUCCGAUCCGAUUUGGUCGAUUUACUCUCCAUCUACCGCGCCGCUAGCAAUGCCGGUGUUGGCAGAGUCGGUGUUGCCGACACCGUCGGUUGUGCCUCUCCCAGACAGGUCUACGAUCUUGUGAGAACUCUUCGAGGCUGUGUCAAUACCGAUAUCGAGGUUCACUUCCACGAUGAUACGGGCUGUGCUGUUGCGAACUCAUUUACCGCUCUCGAGGCGGGUGCUACACGUAAGCUCGCCCUGCGAAGUUAUUACCUUGACGAUCACUCCGACCAUUCGACAUACAUCUUUCAGACGGAUCAUAGAUCCGACGACCAGUAUUCUCUACAAAAAUAUGCAUUCAGGCUGACUUUUUGCGGUAUAGACAUUGACACAUCUGUGCUCGGAAUUGGUGAAAGAAAUGGCAUCUGCCCUCUUGGAGCUCUUAUGGCCAGAAUGAUGCCCACUAGCAGAGAUUAUAUUCUUUCCAAGUACAAGGUUCACCAACUCAAGGCUAUCGAAGACUUUGUCGCCGAGACAGUCGAGAUCAACGUGCCUUUCAACAAUCCCAUUACUGGAUUCUGCGCCUUCACACACAAGGCUGGUAUCCACGCCAAGGCAAUCCUCAACGACCCCUCCACCUACGAGAUCCUUAAGCCAGAAGACUUCGGUCUCUCAAGGCAACUAUACAGAUAUGUGCACUUCACAUCCAGACUUACUGGAUGGAAUGCCAUUAAGAGCAGAGUUGACCAGCUUGGUCUCAAGAUGACUGACGACCAGAUCAAGGAAGUUACGGCCAAGAUCAAGCAGAUGGCAGACCUCAAGGUCAUGACCCUCGACGAGAGUGAUGCCCUGAUUAGAUCCUUCCAUCUUGAGUUAACACAAGCGGAAGCUAAUUAG